Molecule: messenger RNA, 1588 nt
Organism: Tinamus guttatus (white-throated tinamou)
Lineage: Eukaryota; Metazoa; Chordata; Aves; Tinamiformes; Tinamidae
Gene: PLAGL2
Product: PLAG1 like zinc finger 2
Biological process (GO): regulation of gene expression
Cellular component (GO): nucleus
Source: RefSeq, a predicted model, not a curated record
CUAGACCUGCCAUGACGGCAUUUUUCCCCACUGUCCCCAACUGGAUUCAAGAUGCAAAGCAGGAGGAGGAGGAGACAGGCUGGAAAAUAGUCCCCAGGCCAAGAGGGGAAGAGACCGCAAGUCAGGGAAAAUGCCAGUGUGAAAUAUCAGAGACCUCCUUCCCUAACGUGGACAAGCUGAGAGCUCACACGCUCUCUCACGCUGAGCAGAGACCGUACAACUGUCCUCAGCUGCACUGUGGCAAGGCCUUUGCUUCUAAGUACAAGCUGUACAGGCACAUGGCCACGCACUCUGCCCAGAAGCCUCAUCAGUGCAUGUACUGCGAGAAGAUGUUCCACCGCAAAGACCACCUGCGCAACCACCUGCAGACCCACGACCCCAACAAGGAGGCCCUGCACUGUCCCGAGUGCGGCAAGAACUACAACACGAAGCUGGGCUUCAGGCGGCACCUGGCCAUGCACGCGGCCGCCAGCGGCGACCUCAGCUGCAAGGUUUGCCUGCAGACCUUCGAAAGCACCCAGGUCCUGCUGGAGCACCUCAAGGCUCAUUCCCGGCGCGCCUCCGGCGGGGCCAAGGAGAAGAAGCACCCGUGCGACCACUGCGACCGGCGCUUCUACACGCGCAAGGACGUGCGGAGACACUUGGUGGUGCACACGGGGCGGAAGGACUUCCUGUGCCAGUACUGCGCCCAGCGGUUCGGACGCAAGGACCACCUCACCCGGCACAUGAAGAAGAGCCACUCGCAGGAGCUGCUCAAGAUCAAGACGGAGCCUGUGGACAUGUUGGGUCUCCUCAGCUGCGGCUCCUCUGUAGCCGUGAAGGAGGAGUUGAGUCCGGUCCUGUGUAUGGCAUCCAGAGACAUGAUGGGUGGUAAGAGCUUCCCUGGCAUGUUGCCCGUGGGCAUGUACGGCACACACCUGCAAACCAUGCCCAGCUCAGGGAUGCCCCAUUCUUUGGUUCCUAACUCUCUUCCCAUGGGAAUGAGCUAUCCUCUGGAGUCUUCUUCUCCCAUCUCCUCCCCACCGCAACCUCCUCCAAAGUAUCAGCUUGGAUCUACCUCAUAUUUGCCUGAGAAACUACCCAAAGUCGAGGUGGACAGCUUCCUGUCAGACUUCCCUGGCAGCCUGUCUCUCUCAGCUGGUGAGCCUCAGUCCUCUUCGCCUCAGCCGCCCGCUCUGGAUGAGGCUCUGCUUUCCAAGAGCCCCGCUAACCUUUCCGAGGCUCUCUGUGCUGCUAACAUGGACUUCUCUCAUCUUCUCGGCUUCCUCCCCCUAAAUCUUCCUCCUUGCAAUCCGCCCGUGUCUUCAGGGGGAUUGGUCAUGGGCUACUCGCAGGGGGAGACACAGCCACUGCUUUCCACUUUGCAACAUCAACCUCAAGAAGCUCCUGGAACUGGGGCCUCACUGAACUUUGGUCCCCUUCAUUCAUUGCCCCCCGUUUUCACCUCCAGCCUGAGCACAACCACACUGCCACGUUUCCACCAGGCAUUCCAAUAAGCUGAAAAGUAGCACUGGAGAACAGAUCUUUCAGCCACCUUUUGUGGAGAGCCUUAAAAACGCACAACUCCUCCUUCCCUCGGGGCGCGAGA